AUGUGGAAAGCACGUGGUGUACAGCCAGUGGCUGUACUUGGACACAGUCUAGGAGACUUCGCGGCCGCCUGCGUCGCCGGCGUGAUGUCUUUGGAAGAGGGGCUGCGGUUAGUGGCCGCGCGUGGUCGGCUGCUGGAUGAGAGGUGCAUUGAUCCUCCCGGUCGAAUGGCAGCGAUCUUCGCACCCCUCAAGGAGGUGGAGACUGCGUUGGUGAAGCGAGACCGACUCAACGUCGCUGCCAUCAACGCUCCGAGCCAAACGGUUGUUGCUGGCCCAAAGGACAUGGUGGAGGAGAUUUGCCAGCAGUUCCGUGGAAGAAGCAAGCUCUUGAAGUCGCCAUAUGCCAUGCACUCCAAGCUGCUCUCUCCCGUCCUCGAAGGAAUGAAGGAAGAGCUCAAGACCUGUAAGUUUGCCCCACCUGCAGUGACCUUUGUGUCUUGCAUGAGCGCUUCAGUUGUGAAACAGGAAGUCACAGAGAAAGAAUAUUGGCUUAGCCAUGACACUUCCAAGGCCGUGGACUUUCUGGGUGCGGUCAAAGUCUUGGAAAGCCUUGGCUGCAGCCAUUUCCUGGAAGUCGGUCCUCAGCCGGUGCUGGCCAAGAUGGCUCGGACGUUCUCUCAGGCUGGAGAUCGAUGGCUCACCAGCCUGGAGUUGGAGCGUCAUGAGACCGAGACGUUGCUCUCUGUGGGACGCGCUUUGCAGGGGGCUGCGGUGAGCAGAAGGAUUUCUGACGUUUGCCACCCUCACUCUGUGCCCUGGGUGAAACCAUUGCUACAUCCUCUCCUUGGCUCUCGUGCCGGGCAAGCGAUUUUCUCCAAGACCUUGCGGAAACCCAGUUCGCCUCAGUUGGCCUCUCCGGCUCUGCGCCUCUUUCGACAGCAUCGUGUUCAGGGAGAGGCCGUUCUUCCAGCCGCCUCGCAUUUGCUGCUAAUGGCAGCAGUUCAACUGGAAGAAACCAUGAAUGGUUCUCGGCUGGACCCUGAUCGCUUCAUUCAGUUGAAGGAUGUGAGCUUUGAGCAGGUUUUUCCAUGUUCUGAUCAGAUCCAGAUCGAAGUUGAAGUUGGAGAGGAGAUCCAAAUUCGAAGCCAAAAGGACGUCCCGGUCCAUGCGCGCGCCAAAGGUGCCAGACUGGUGGGAGGCUGCGGCGCUCGCGGAGCUCUGCUGCAACAGAGUCUGGUGGAGUGGAAGAGUCGAUGCACGGAGACCUCGGAAGGCUCGAAGAUCUACAGGACCUUGAAAGAAUGCCAACUCGAAUAUGGUCCCAGCUUUCGUAGCCUCCUCUCUUGGUCUUCUGGAGUCGACGGCUAUGCCCUAGCAUGCCUGCGCUUGGAGACAGAAGCGUGGGAGCAGUCCAUGCAGUUGCUCCACCCGGGGAUUUUGGAUGGCGCUUUCCAGCUGAUGAUCUUAGCCCAUCAACGGAUCUUCGGUGAAUCUGCAGAUAGACCUUGCCUGUUGCCCUUCAGUGUGGAUGAGUGCGUUCUGGCAUGUGAUGCACCGAAAGGAGACUGUUGGGCUACGCUGAAGAUUCGCUCGAGCUCAGCGGAGCGAAUCCAGGGAGACGUGGAGAUCUCCUGCGAUGGACUGCUGAUGGCAAGGCUGAGUGGCAUCCACAUGCGGAGCACUCCCAGUCGCAGUCCUCCAAGCGACACGAAGGAUGUGACCUAUGACCUCAUCUGGGAGCCCAGAGCUGCAGGGCCUGACCCGCCUUCCGUGCUGCUCUGCGGCGCCGCGGCGCACCGCCUGCAACGCGUUCUGCGCGCGGCACGCUGUGUGGAGGUCGCAGCGGUGGAGGAUGCAUUGCGGUCAGGCACCGCUUCAGCGCUGCUCUACGUGGCCUCCGGUGCUGCGGCGCUGGACGUCUUGGUCGAGGCGCUGGCGCUGCUCCAAGCAGUGCAGCGGGCGGCACCGGGGCGGGCGAAGGUGCUGCUGGUGACGGAAGGGGCGCAGCCGGUGGAGAUGACAUCCUUUGAUCCCAACCAUGCGGGCAUUUGGGGGUUGGCCAGAUCUGCGCGGCUAGAAGUUGAUUUUCCAGUACAACUCAUUGAUGUAUCAGCAGGGGAAUGUGAAGAGCUUGCUGGAAAGCUUCUUGACGAAGAGGAGACGUGCUUCCGAGGGUCCAAGGCGUUAGUUCCCAGGCUGAAGCACAGCGAGAUCCAACCCGCCUGGCCCAUGAAGUUGGACUUCCGCCGUGGUGCCAUUUCCAGCUUGUCCCUGGUACCGCAGCGGCGACCGCUGACGGUGGACCUGCUACGUGUUGCGGCGGUGGGCCUCAACUUCCGCGAUGUGUUGAACGUCAUGGGGCUCUACCCAGGCGAUCCAGGGGAUCCUGGCCUGGACUGUUCCGGCACCAUCGCUGACGUCGCUGACGCUGGCGAAGCGCCUGGUUCCUUCGCGCUGGGUGAGGACGUCUUCGGCAUCUCCUUCGGAUGUCUGCGCACCUAUGCUGCCAUCAAGGAGCCCCGGUUGCUGACGCGGACAGCCCCGAAGUGGUCGCAUUUCGACGCGGCGGCGUUGCCCACGGUGUGGAGCACGGUGGAGGUGGCCCUAAACGACUUGGCGAAACUGAAGGCUGGGCAACGAUUGCUGGUGCACGCAGGAGCAGGUGGCGUCGGGCUCACGGCUGUGCAAUAUGCCCUACGCCUGGGUGCCACGGUCUAUGCCACGGCAGGGCGGGAGGAGAAGAAGCAGCACCUUUUGCAGAUGGGAGUUCGUUUUGUGGCAAGCUCCAGGGAUGGUUCGCUGUUCCAAGAAGAACUUGCUGGACAUUUGACCGGAGAGAAGAUGGAUGUGGUCCUCAACAGCCUAAGCCACGACGAUUUCAUCGGGCGUUCCUUGAAAUUUCUGCGACCCAAUGGCGUCUUCGUGGAGAUCGGGAAGCGUGGCAUCUGGAGCACCGAGCAGAUGCAGCAGCAGCGGCCGGAUGUGCAGUACCAGGUGUUGGCGAUGGAUACGCUUUGCGAGCAAGAGCCUAAUCGCUUCCAGGAUCUCUUAGUGCGACUCUCGCGCAGGAUGGAGACGGAUUGGGUUCCCUUGCAACGUGAAGUCUUCGAAGGGCUGUCGAGUUGUUCGGAUGCAUUGCAAGUCUUGCGACGGGCCGAGAAGAUUGGCAAAAUCGUCGUCUCAGUGCCACUGAUGGUGGGACCGGGGGCCUAUGCUGUGACCGGCGGAACUGGUGCCUUGGGACUCUGUGUGGCACGAAGACUGGUGGAAGAAGGUGCCAAGGAAUUGAUCCUCAUCAGCAGAAGUGGAGCAAAAGACCUGGGGCAGUUACAGAAGUCGGCGGCGCAAGUUCGCAUCUGGCAGUGUGACUUGGCCUCCUGCGACCAGCUGGUGACCCUGGCGUCCACCGUUCAGCUGCGAGGGCUGCUGCACCUGGCUGGACGGCUGCAGGAUGCGCUGCUGGGGAAAAUGACGCGCCAGGACUUUGAGGCGACUUUCGGAGCGAAGGUCUGGGGCCUUCAAGCCUUGCGGGAGGCACUGGGCAGAUGCAACCAGUGGGAGAGCUUGGAUUUUCUCCUCAGCUUCUCCUCUACGGCCGCCAUUUUCGGGGCUGCCGGACAGGGAAAUUACGCAGCGGCCAAUGCCUGCAUGGAUGCCUGGAUGUCCAAGUACCGCCUUGAGUCAUCACGCGCCAUCACGGUGCAGUGGGGAGCGUGGCUGGACAUUGGCAUGGCUGCCCAGCAGCCCAGCCGCUUCAAGCACUUGGCACAGAAAGGGAUCUCCGCGGAACUAGGGAUGGCUGUGCUGACUUCAGUCCUUCGGAACAGCAUCAGCUCGUUGGUCUGUGCGCACAUGGACUGGAAGCCCUUCCUCGCAAAGUACGGGGCAGGAGUUCCAAGAUACUUCAGCGACCUGGGCAAAACUGCCACGAAUGAACACCAGGAGAUUGUGGAGCCCCAUGCGCCACAGGCUGCAACUUCCACGCUGCAGUUGGUUCACUCCGUUGCCUCUGAAGUCAUCGGUGACUUGGAUCUGGAUGAACCCCUGACAGCUGCUGGCAUGGAUUCCCUCUCAGCCGUUGAGUUGCGCCGGAAGCUGGCGCAGAACUUGGGAGAAGGCACAGCUUUGCCCAGUACCAUAGCCUUUGACUAUCCCACAGUCCGUGCCAUUGCAUCCCACCUGGACGUUGAACCUGUUGGCCGUCCGGUGGAAGUCGUUGAGAUCCCCAAUGGCUGCAGCACCGCGGUGUCGGUGGCUGGCAAGGCAUGUCGAAUUCCAGGGAAUGAAACCUGCACCACAGCGGAGGAGGCUUGGAGGGAGGUCUUUCAACAGCAACUGGAUGCAGUGACUGAGAUCCCCUUGAUGCGCUUUGAUGUAAAUGAAUGCUUUGAUGUGACAGCCUCGGGAGUUGGAUUCCUAACCUAUGCAAGGCACGCAAGUGCUAUAGAUGGAGUUGAGCUCUUCGACAAUCGUUUCUUUGGAAUCUCCAGCAAUGAAGCUGCAGCCAUCGAUCCCCAGCAACGUCAACAUUUGGAAGUGGCCUAUGCUGCCUGUCAUGAUGCCGGCAGACCUCGCAAGGACUUGGCAAAGAAAACCAUUGGUGUUUUCGUUGGACAGUGCGCCAACGACUGGGCCAAGACUUUGAGUGAAAGAAAAGCAGGGACCUUUAUGGGUCCUGGAAGCCAUGCCAGCAUUUCGGCGAAUCGCAUCUCCUUCUGCCUUGGUCUGGAAGGUGUCUCUGUCACGGUGGACACAGCCUGCUCUUCAACACUGGUGGCAUUGGAUCUGGCCAUGCAACGUUUGGCGACGCUGGAGGCAGUGCUGUGCAGUGGAGGUCAGUUGAAUUUGAUCGUGGAACCCUUCGUGUCUUUCUGCAACGGUCGGCUGCUGUCGCCAACGGGACGCUGUAAGACUUUUGAAGCCGCGGCGGACGGCUUUGCACGGGGCGAAGGCUUUGGUAGCUUCCUCCUGGUGCAGGCCAACAUGGAGACAAUCAGUGUCGCUGGUGCUAUGGCGAACCAGGAUGGUCGAAGCUCUUCCUUAACCGCACCAAACGGGCCGGCACAGCAACGGGCCAUCACCGGGGCUCUUAGAUUGGCAGGUGCGAAUGGAGCAGAGAUCACCGCGGUGGAAUGCCACGGCACUGGCACAGCUCUGGGGGAUCCCAUCGAGGUUGGUGCUUUGGGGGCCACACUGCAGGAGGGCCGUGAGGAGCCGUUGCUGUUGUUGGCUGGCAAGACCAACGUUGGGCAUCUUGAGGGCGCCGCUGGAGCGCUGGGAUUGCUGAAGUGCAUCAUGGCCUUGACGAAUCUGGAGGUACCUCCGAAUGUGCAUCUGAGCGAGCUGAAUCCCCACCUUGACUUGAAGGAUUUCCUGGUGGUGCCCUCAUCCAGCCAUGUGGUGUCCGAGUCUGCACCAAAAAUGGGUUUGUCCUCCUUUGGCUUCGGUGGCACCAACGCGCACGCUGUUCUGGCGCGACGAGGGCCGCUCAGGCCACCUGGGGACGAAGUGAACUUCAAGAGCGUGCCAUUCCCCUGGGCACAGGUACCUCGCCUUCUGCGUCUCUAUCGCACUGGCAAGGAGACUGUUUUCGAGGUGCAGCUGGAUAAGGACCUGCUGGAGUAUCAGCGUCAGCUCUACAAGCAGAAGCAGAUCUCACCAGCUCUGUUGGUGGCAUUGGCCAUGGAAGGUUGCCGACGGCAUGUAAAGCAAGCUGCUUCAGUGCAACUGAAAGCAUUGAAGAUGACCGCACCUUGCAUUCUGCCGUCUGACUACGAUGGUCACACCUGGCUUCGCCUGUCCAUCAACGAGCAGCAGUUUGAGGUCGGAAGCAGGCACCGAUUUUCUCAAAAGGCCUGGCAGAUUCACUGUGUGGGGCGUUUCAGCACGCAGGUUGCAACGCGGCCGUCUACUGCAAGCCUGGGAUCCUUGAGCAUCCUGGGAGGAGUGAGAAGGCCACUCCCCGCAUCAGCGCCGCGGGCUGAGAGCUUCGAGGUCCUAUGUCGUUCUUGUGCUGCCCAAGAUGGAGCUUUGGAGGAGUUGAAAAUGAAAGCAGAGGAGGAGGGCCUGCUUUUGAGCGACCGCACCUUUGGUAUGCUCAGUGACGUGCACGUUGGCAAGGGCGAGUUCUGUGCUCGCGUGAAGAUUCCUGCUGACUUUUCAGCGUAUACUGUUCACCCGCAGCUUCUGGAUGUCUUGCAUUUGGCGGCGUUGUGCUUGGCGCACAAGGGUGACAUGGCAAAGAGCUUGGCGCAGGACCUGACAUCUAUGACCUCUUUGUCAGUGCCCUCGCAGGAAAUCCCCAAAGGGACCGAAUACCUGGUGCUUCACAGCCGCGAACGGCGAUAUGGCAUCAAUCCAGAAAGCAUCAGCAGUUCUUCAACGUUGAGUGUGGAUGGAGGACCAUUGGUGCUUGAAGUGCAGGAGAUGCUUUUGCGUCCGGUGAAGGAGCGACAGGUUUUGUCAGCUGCAGCGACAAAGUCCACGGAGUCAGAAGUCCCCAGUUUAUACGAGAUGCAUUGGUCACCAUCAUCAUCGGGAAGGACUUUCCAGGAAGAAGGUGGCCGCUGGCUCCUGCUAUGUCCAGGGGAUCUGGAACUUGCACAAGGUCUUUCCCAAUGCAUUGAGAAAGAGAAUUUGCAAGUUGACACGGCUGACUCUCCAAAAGACGAUGAGAGCGACAAGGAAAGUGACACCAAGCUUGUCGAAGAUGAAGAUAUCGAGGAGUGGGUCCUCAUGUGUCUCCGAGGCAUCGCCAUCGGCACUUUCGCGCGAUGGCAGGCCAUCGCCAAGCUGAUCCGAUUAGUGGAUGAUGAUUAG
This is a messenger RNA of Cladocopium goreaui, 6759 nucleotides long. Lineage: Eukaryota; Dinophyceae; Suessiales; Symbiodiniaceae. The record is from the annotation of a GenBank genome assembly.